CCACUUCCUGGUCUGUCUGCUCUCUGGGAGGAGGAGAGGGAGACUGCAGUGUUGUUACUUUGAACAAAAUGGCUGCGAGACCACUGUCAACGAGAGCUCACUGAACGCCUACCAUGACUGUCCGCUCCGUUGUCUGGAUCCACACAGAAUGUAUUUCCCCGGAGUCGUUUCUCACUUUGCAUUCGCGGUAGCCAGCCCGUGGCUACUCGUCCAGCUGGCGACCUAAACGAAAACAUUUCUUUUGCACUUUAAAACAAGUUGGCUGGCUGACUUGCAGUCGGCUUGCUCCAAUACGCAAGAACUCAUCGGCGAUUUUUUUUUUAACGAAAACUGUCUAAUUUCUCUGGUUUGCAAAACCUCGCAACGGUAGACGCCAACCAGCGCAAACGUUAGCUUACCUUACACAAUUUAGCUGCUUUCAAAAGUCAUUUUAUUCACGUUCGUUUUUUUUGUUUUGUUUUUGUUGUUAGUGGUGCUUCGUUCCCCUCCCCGAGUCCCCAUUAUAUUGUGACGUUUUAACAAACUGCUUUCGGCGAGUGGUAAUUUCACGGCACAUUUUUAUUUUUAUUUCUUUUUUUUGCUCAAAGCAUAAAUUGACGUACUUGGUGUGCGUGUAUCUGACUGAGCAGCCGUUGUUUACCUCGGUAUCUUGUCACCAAGCUGCUUUAGCAGCAGUCGGCUUAUCUGCCAAGUCUGACUUAAAUUGCGACUGAAUCUCUGCUACAUCUCUUUACGGGUAACUUAAGAAAAGACAUCGGAGAAUGCUUUUCUGCAUGUUUUUUCUGCCAUGCACCGACUCUUCAAUGGAAGCUGCCAAAGCUGUGGUUAACGCAAGCUGAGAGAAGCUAGCAACAGAAGAACGAGAACCAUUUGAUGGAAGAAAAGAAAAAGAAAAAACAAGAAGAAAAGACCAAGACGGACGUUGCUCAGAAAAAGGCUGCUGAUCAGAAACCCAAAGUGCCAGAGCCUGCUCCCACUAAGCCCAGUCUUGGCCCACCACCCCACCACCUCCACCCCGCCAGCCCUGUGCUACCCCUCUCCUCCUCUUCUUCUUCUGGCAAUGGCAAGCGUGCCUCCUCCAGUAGCCAACUCCCAGCUCAGACUCCCCCUCAGCAGCAGUGCCAGUUGUCCUCUGCCAGUGCUCGCUACCCACCCAGAGAGGUGCCCCCACGCUUCCGCCAGCAGGAGCACAAGCAGCUACUGAAGAGAGGCCAGCCACUGCCUGCAGGAGCCCUCAGCGCUCUCACCCUCUCCUCCUCUUCUUCCUCCUCCUCUUCGCCCUCAUCGUCUUACGCUUCUUCUUCCUCUGCGACUACCAGCAGCACUAUCCCAAAUUCUGCCACGUCCACUGUGGGCAAACACCAAUCAGACAUAUCUUUCCAUAGUGGCUCUGUUGCCCAGUAUGAGACGUCUCAUUGGGGAGCCUCUUUACCAGUUGACAGCGUUUCCAGUGCCACCACCUGGGACAAAGUGAUUAUUGACGGAAGCGACGCAGAAGCUUGGCCCUCCAUCAGCCGCAGCAGUGACCCCAAUCACCCUACUGCACCAGAAUGCCCCUUGGGCUCAGCUAGCUCUAACCAAGACACCAGUGCUGUCACUACCACCAGUAGCAGUAGUUUUCUGAGUAUGGCCACAGGUGCUGCAGGCCAGCAGGCCCACUAUCCCUCGCUCAAAGCUAACAGUAAUAUGAUGACGGGACCUGGGUCAGCCAGUACAUUAGCUGGUAAUAGGGGCUGGGGCUCAGAUGGGAAACAAGAUGGUAUAAAUGGUGGCAGAGUAGGAGCACCCAAUAACUGGGGUUCUCCCAAUUUUAACUUGAACCUCAAUCCCAAUGCCAACCCAUCUGCCUGGCCUGUUCUCGGCCAUGAAGGUGGUGGAGGUGGCAGUAUUGGCCCCAGUGGGGUGUCAAACUCCUCAUCCCUCCCUCCAGGUAUUAAUGGCAAUGGGAACAUUGGAAAUGGGAACCUGGGAGGUUCAGAUAAUGGUGGGGGAGGUUGGGUUGGCAUGAUAAAUGCUAACGAAAAUGAUCAACAGCACCCUUCAACCAACACAAACUUGUCCUUCAAUAUAGAACCUGCUAACCUUAACACUGAUGGACCAAACCACACUAAUCAACAACAGCAAGCUCAGGAGCCUAUGAGCCCUAUCCAUGGGUUAACUGGCUGGGGAGGCCAAUCACCCACUGAAUCAUCCCAGCUCAAUGGGGACACAACAGGCAGCUCUGUAUGGGGAAGUGGAGAAACCAAGGCAGCUGACUCUCCCAAGGACUCAGGCUGGGACUCAACUCCUUCUGGAGGCCUUUCUGCAUGGGGCCGCCAAGGCAGUGGUGGUGGAAGUAGUGGAAGUGGUGGUUGGGGUGAAUGGGGUAAAUCCUCUGGUGAUGCAUCUAAAGGCUGGGACUCAGUAGACGCUGGUAGUUCUGGUUCAGGCCAGGACCAGCAACUUAGCUCAUGGGGCCAGCAGUCUGGAACAGCACCAGCAAGCGAGGGUAGUGGGGACAGCAACGAAGGUCAAUCCCACCACAGAGACAGGUCCUCCAAUAUGGAUUUUGCCCCUUUACUACCCCGGCAGGACCUGGACCCUAGGGUGCUGAGUAACACUGGUUGGGGACAGACCCCCAUCCGACAGCACACUGUAUGGGAGAUGGAAGAAGCCAACUCUGAUGAUGGGAAGAGCAACAGCAGCUCAGACACCUUAGGAGGCUCCGGUCCUAAUGGCGGACCCUCAUCCAUCAAUGGAGGUACCAUCAACCCAAACAUUGGCCCUAGUCAGAGGCCUGGGUCUGGAGGAAAAAAUGACAGUGAAGGAUCAUCAUCCUCUGGCUGGGGAGCUCCCCUACCUCAGCCAGUCCAGACUGGAUCAGGAUGGCGAGACUCCUCACAGUCACUCAGCAAAACCCCAAAUGGCACCUCCAGUAGCUGGGGAGACCCUUUACCUACCAGUGGUCCUAGAAAUGGAGGCACACCAUCCUGGAGUUCUGAGGACAAAACACCCAGUUGGGAUGAUGGCCUGAUGAAAAGUCAGUCUACUAGCUGGGGAGAGGGCCCCAAAAGCUCUCAUGGUUGGGGCAACAGUAAUGGGGUCUCAAAUGGGUCCAGCACAGGGGACUGGGGAGAGGCAGAGGUGAAGAACAAUGGAUCCUCCAGCAUGUGGGAAGGAGAAGGAGGAAGUGGUGGAUGGAAAGAAAGCCCCAGAGGAGGAAAUAGAGGAGGGGGCUGGAGUAAGCCUGCUCCCACUGUGAAUAAUAGCAGCUGGGGGGAGACACCACGCACCAAUGGCCCAGUGCAGGGAGGCUGGGGCUCUUCCAAGCCCCAAGAAAGCAGCAGCAGCAGCACUGGCAGCGGAGGAGGUGGCAGCAUUGGUUCAUGGGGUGGUGCAGGUUCUGUGAAGCAGAACACAUCUAGCUGGGGCAAUGCCAGCAAACAGGACCAGGGAAUGGAGCCCACAGGCUGGGAAGAACCCUCUCCUCCCUCCAUACGCAGGAAGAUGGAGAUUGACGACGGAACUUCCACCUGGGGAGAUCCCACUACCUACAACAAGACUGUCAACAUGUGGGAUCGCAACAAUCCCAAUAAUAACCCAGGUAACAGCGGCCCACCUCCCAGUAAGAAUGGUGGAAUGACUAUCCCCAACAAUAACAACAGCAAUCACUCUGUCGGCCCUGGCAACAACAAUCACCAUCUUGCUCACCACAUGCAUCACCAUCCUCAACAUGGGCAACCCCCAACUCACCUGCAACACCAUGGAAACAACAAUGGGUCACCCAACAGUGCCUCACAUCCAGGUGCAGGCCCCCAGGGUAGACCCCCCCUCGCCAACCCAGGUUGGGGAGAACUUCCCAGUGUUCAGCCCAAGUCAGAGCCUGCAUGGGGAGAGCCAGCAGCUCCAACAUCAACUGUGGACAAUGGCACCUCUGCCUGGGGAAAGCCCCCAGGUGGUGUAGGAGGAUGGGGAGAUGGUGGCCACGACUCCUCUGGACCUUAUGGCAGGGCCAGUGGACCCCCAGGUUCUGCACCCUGCAAGUCAGGCCCCAAACCUAUGCAAGAUAGUUGGGGAAAUGGAGGAGAGGAGAUGGGGAUGUCUACUGGCCAAUGGGACGCAGAAGAUGGGGACAUGUGGAACAGCCCCACCUCCCAGGAGAGCAGCUCUUCUUGCAAUUCCUGGGGCAAUGGACCCAAGAAGGGUCAAAGCAAGGGUAAGAUAGGCAACAAGCCAGAUGAGGUUUGGAUCAUGAACCGUCUCAUCAAACAGCUCACUGACAUGGGCUUUCCGAGAGACCCUGCUGAGGAGGCUUUGAAGAGCAACAACAUGAACCUUGACCAGGCCAUGAGCGCCCUGUUGGAGAAGAAGACGGACCUGGACAAGCGGGGCAUGGGCAUGUCUGAUUACAGCAACGGCAUGAACAAGCCCAUGGUGUGUCGGCCCUCUGCGCUCUCCAAAGACCCCUCUGACCGCAACACGUUUCUUGACAAGGAUGGUGUUCUGUCAGAUGAUGCCCCCCCAUCACCGUUUCUGCCUUCCCCCAGCCUGAAGCUCCCCCUGGCCAACAGUAGCCUUCCUGGGCAGGGUCUGGGACAGGGCAACCCGGGGCUGGCCAUGCAAAACUUGAACAACAGACAGCAGAUACCCAGUGGAAUGUUUGGCAGUAGUGGAGCAGCACAAACCCGGGCCAUGCAGCAGCAGCCUCCUCAGCCACCAGUGCCACCUCUCAGCUCCUCCCAGCCUAGUCUACGUGCUCAAGUGCCUCAGUUUCUCUCCCCUCAGGUCCAAGCACAACUCUUGCAGUUUGCAGCAAAAAACAUUGGUCUGAAUCCUGCACUUUUAACCUCACCAAUAAACCCUCAACAAAUGACUCUAUUGUACCAACUUCAGCAACUGCAAAUGGCAUACCAGCGUUUACAAAUCCAGCAGCAGAUGAUGCAGGCGCAACGCAAUGUUUCCGGCCCCAUUAGACAACAAGAGCAGCAAGUUGCACGUACAAUCACCAACAUGCAGCAGCAGAUCCAGCAGCACCAGCGUCAGCUGUACCAGGCGCUGCUGAUGAAACAGCAGCCACUUCCCUCUCAUUCCUCCUCAUCUUCCUCCUCUGCUGGUCUGCAUCCUCCUGGUGGCCCAGCUGGAGGCCCUGGAUCCAGCAAAUCAACCCUGGAUCCCUUCACAGGCCCACACCAGGCUCCAGGCCUUGCCGACACACUACACACCAAAGAGCCGCCGUCUUCGCCCAACGCCUACAGCACCUACCCUCUCUCUGGACUGAAUCCAAACAUGAAUGUAAAUUGCAUGGAGGUUGGGGGUCUGUCCCUGAAGGAGCCCCCUCAGCCCCAGUCCCGCCUGUCCCAGUGGACACACUCCAACUCCAUGGACAGCCUCUCUGGCAACUCCUCAAACAUGGAGAGCAACCUCAAUAAGCACGGUGCCAUGUCUGCUGCCUCUACCCUGGGCCCCCCUGGGAAACCCCCCCAGCUGGAGGACUCAUACAGCCCAUACAAUCUAAUGUCCAGCUCUGAGUCUGCCACCAGCCCACUGGUGCCCCCAGACAGCUGGGGUCAGGGCAAGAGCCCCAGUGAAAAGAUCUCCAACGGGACCAACAUUAACUGGCCCCCAGAGUUCUGCCCAGGUGUGCCAUGGAAGGGCCUUCAGAACAUUGACCCAGAGAAUGACCCCAACAUGACACCUGGCAGCGUCCCCAGCGGUCCCACCAUCAACACCAACAUCCAUGACGUUAAUCGAUACCUCCUGCGGGACAGGAAUGGAGGUAAACUGUCUGAUAUGAAGUCCACCUGGUCCCAAGGGCCCAUCUCCCAAAGCCAAGCCUCUCUGUCCCAUGAACUGUGGAAAGUCCCACAGGGGCCACGCAACACCACGGCCCCUUCACGGCCCCCACCGGGCCUCACCAACAACAAGCCCACCUCCACCUGGGGCGGCAACUCGCUGGGCCUGGCCCAAGGGUGGAGCGGCUCCUACUCCUCUGAGGGAACCACCUGGAGUACUGACAGCUCCAACAGGACCAGCAGCUGGCUGGUGCUAAGGAAUCUCACCCCACAAAUUGAUGGUUCGACUCUUCGGACCCUGUGCAUGCAGCACGGCCCCCUGAUCACAUUCCACCUCAACCUGACCCAGGGGAAUGCUGUGGUGCGCUACAGCUCCAAGGACGAGGCCGCCAAGGCCCAGAAGUCUCUGCACAUGUGUGUGCUUGGAAACACCACCAUCCUGGCGGAGUUUGCUGGGGAGGAAGAGGUUAACCGCUUCUUUGCACAAGGCCAGUCGCUAGGGGCAAACACCACUAGCUGGCAAGCCAACCCGGGAACCAAUCAAAACCGGAUGGCGGCCGCACAGUCCCACUCUAUUGGCCAGUGGAACAGCGGUGGUGGUGGAGGGAAGACCAGCGGAGGAGACCUGCUGUGGGGCGGGGUGCCCCAGUACUCCAGUCUAUGGGGACCUCCGAGUGGAGAGGACGCCCGCGUUAUCGGGAGCCCUACCCCUAUUAACACCCUGCUGCCUGGAGAUCUGCUAAGUGGGGAGUCCAUGUAGGGUGAUGCCACGAUACACUAAAUAACCAAUCCACCACCACCAUGUGGUCAUUUAAGCCAUUGGUGGAGGUUGGGAUGGAAAACAAAAUACAAAACAAGCAAGCAAACAAAAAAGAAAACAAAAAAACAGGAGCAAGCAAAACCCAAGCGAAUCAUGUGGUGAUAAUCAGUAUCAGUUUGAACUGUUAUGAACUGUGAAUUGUGAAUCAGAAGGCCAGAGUCCCUACCACACAGACUGCAGACUCCAGUCCUUCUGUUUUACUUUUGUCUUUUUUGUUUGUUUGUUUGUUUGGUUUACUUAUUGGGGGAAAAAGUUUUUUGUAUUUUUGAAAUGCAUUAUAUAUAAACAGAAACUGAAAUGAGACACAACACAAAGAAACCAUCUAAGUGUUUUUAGUUGUUUCCAUACACGUAGACAUGACAUUCUGUGUGAAGUGUUUUUCGGAGAAGCAAUCAAAGCUGCCAUCUGAGACUUUCCUCUCCCUCCAAAAAACAAAUUCAUCCCAAAAUAUAACUGAAAACGACCAUUCCCAGCAUGUCCGUGGCCAAUGAUGUGGUUCAAAGACCUUUACUAGUUAUGUUAACGUUUCUUUCUCAGCACUAAUAUUAGCCUUAAGUGCUCUCUGGCCCAGGUCCUUCCUAAGCCACUUUUUUAAUUUUGUUUUGUAACUGAAGAAAUAGCUGAAAUCUUGCACAGUUUCACCCCCUGAACCAGCAAGUGGUACAGAAUAUGACUUGGUGUCCAACUCUGUCACUGGGCAGUAAGAAGGCCUGGCCACACAACUGGCCCUACCAAUCAUCAGCUUAAAAUUUUUAAUUUGUCUUCUCAAAUGGAUUGACCCAGCAGUUUUUUUUUUUGUAGGGCGUAGACCCAAACUCAUUUUUUGAUAUCUAUCACAACAUAUAAGCUGAGAGAAGAUUAUUUGUCAACCUCGCUACAUGUCUCCAUACAUGUCUAUGUAUGUCUGGUGGCACCUAAUCAUUGAUGUCUGCAAACCCAGAUCCUUCUGGUCACCUUCAACUUGGAACCCAGUCACUUACUGGUGCUUUCUUGAAUUUUUUAAUGUCCAGUUUGGUGUGAUGCCCAGCGGUCUGUAUGGUCAGCCAGAUUUCGGAGGGAAAAAAAAAAAAAAUCGACCACAAUUUCACCAUCACGAGACAGUUACAUUGUGCAAUAUACACCAUAGACUUUUCUUCCGUCCAUACUCUUAUGUCCACCGGAGCUGGUUUCUCUUUCAUUUUUGUUUUUGUUUGGUUUUUUGUCUUUUUUUUUUUUUUUUUUUUUUUUUUGAUUGUUGCCGAUUGCAGCAAAAGACUUUGGAACUUCAAAAACCUUACCCCUUUUCAAAACUUGGAUUCCCCCCAGGCCACCAUUCCCACCGAAACUGUUGGGGGAAAAAACUCUGCAAAGAGGAAAAAAGCAGCUGUUGAACUGUGCAUGCAACAAACUGUACUAAAGGGUGACACUGGGUACUCAAUAAUGCACACUUCCUCUCUGCAUGCCACAGCCACACCCAACAGAGACUGAAUCCACAGUGGGAUUGGAUGGUUCUGGGUAUCUGGCACAAUACCAAAUAAGAGGGGUUCCUCCUAAUGCAGUAGACCUAUGAGUGUUCCUUGCGUUUGGUACUGUACAAACAGAAGAGACUAAGACUUUUUUUUUUUUUAUUUCAAAGGGUUUUAUCAUAGCACUUACGAAGAGCAAAUCGCUUCAGCUGCAAUCCAAUAAAUCAGAAAAGGAGCAGCGAAAACAUUGAAAACAACAAAAAGAAAAAAAAUAUACUGCUCUUUUAUGUACUAUAUCUGUUCCUUGGAAAUGUGUCUGGCGUUGUUCCUCUGAUGGCAGGAUGAAGGGAAACAAAACUGAAAUGUACCAUUGGACUUUGGGGGAAAAAACUGCAGUCUAUGAUUUUUCUUUUUUCCUUCUUUGAACAAUAUCAAAGUGAAUAUCACUGUUACUCCAAAUGUUUAGCCUUGUUCUGUUUGGAGGCACUAGACUUGCAACUUCAGCUGUCUCCGACACCCACUGGCCAGUCAUUCGGAGUUGGGUGGGGAGGGGGAGCGUCCACCGAGUGCCUCUCUGCUGUGGUCCUCUGAGUGUCAAGCGGCAGUCCCACAGUGCAGCACUUCCUUUUGGGCUCCACUUGACCCUCCCUCACUCUUGCAAGAAGAAGCAGCUCCUCCAAGUCUGGCCAUUCAUGGCUCUCUGCCACACAACGGCAUCUCCAAUGGGGGAGGGGGAGGGGGGGGCUUGCCACCGCUCAGCCCUGCUGUUGUUCCUGCCCUCUCCCCCAUCUCUCAGUUCUUUGACACAAAGAUCACUUUAGCUGGAAGAUGUAAUAGUCAUAUUUCUGGAAUUUUUGCCAGUGUACUUUUGUUUUGAAAAGAUCUUUUUUUUUCAAUGUGUUAUAAUGUGUUUUCUUUUUUUUUUUUUUUUGCCUACAUGCAGUGGUCUACAAAGUACUGGCUGCUGAACUAGCCCUUCACUGUUCAUAUGCAGAAACACUUUGGACAGAGGUGCCUCUGUAUGUUCAUCCUGUGUAUUGAAUGCAAAACGAGGAUCAAUACUACAGAGCGUUAUUGAUUGUCUAUUUGUUUUUAAACUGAUCACGCUUUUGAGUUUGACAGUAUUCUGUAGUACUUCCAGGUAGUAUCUUGAGAUGUGUAAAACUAGGGUGUGUCAGAUGAGGGUGUGGGUGUUUGUCGCUCCAAGCUGCUCCGCCUGCCCGCAGGCUGUCCCCCCUUGCCCUUUGCCCAGCUGCUACGCCAUGACCUCCUCUCCUCCGCCACCUCAACUAGACCCAGUAGCCCCCCUCCUGGCCAGGCACCAACAGGCCCUCCUAUCUGUUUUCUAUGCAAAAAAGACUAGAAGCUGGGGCCCUUUACAGCAUGCCAAAACUGACUUGGGAAUGAGCACUCCUCCCAGAUCUUGGCAAACCCUAACAGUUGUUCCCCCCACGUGCACUUCUGUCAGCACUUCAGAAUGGCCGCCAUUCCUGUAACGUCAGGCUAAGCCACCAGAGCACUGUCAUAAACUGAACUCCAAACACUUUAUCGAAGGUCGGCCUUUCUCUCUGCGCUGAAGACACUUCUGUCCAGCUUGAUCUCAGGGUAGGGGAGUUGAUACCAAGUAUGAGCUGCAGCUCUCCAUAUCUGUCCUUUGUACUGUGAGAGCAAAGUCUUAAAUUAAAAGGCCAUCUGCGCAACAAUAUGUACAGACCUCAUGCCUCGAACUUAAUCCUGAUCGGAAAGGAAAAGGCUUGUAUUGAAUCCUUUUCUCAAAAGGUGUCCUCUCAUUACUAUCUCGGGGCCUCUUAGGGCAUGUAAAAGAUGCCAGUGUAAUGUGCCAAUAUAAAUUUGCUGAUCUUCGCUGUAUCUUUAUAGAGAGCACUUCUGUCCCCUGUUCGGAGGAGCUUUGAUAACUUUUGCGGAGAGUGCAUUGGGGGACAGGAGGGAUCAAACAAAUGGGCGGCAGCAUCACACCCUUAGACGACUGAGUUUGGUUUGCUUUGUUUUGGUUUUUUUUUAAUGCUUUUGUGGGGAAUACCCCAUGCUAAGGAGAAAAUCUUUACUCAGUUGGGGAUUCCAGUUUGCUACAGUGCACAGUCAAUGAGGGUAAUCCCGGGUACAUAUUUUUUUAAAACCAAAAAUGAAAUCGCAUUUUAACGUCAUUUUUAUGAAGUUUGACAUAAAAAUCUUAAAAAUGCUAAAAAAUCUAAAUGAGAAAAAAAAAUCUAUAAUAUGUUAAAGCUCUGCACUUCUAGCUGAAACGUCUCCGGUCAUCAGCCUCUACUAUCACCAUCUAAAGGGAGUAGACUGAUAGCCGGGGUGCCUUUUUUGUGGAUGCUGUAUUUAUCUUGUUUUUACGUUUGUGUCCUGCUCAAAGCGGGCCCACUGAACUGUACAUUUCCACAGACCCAGAUGGCUUGGGCCCACUGUAUCAGCCUCACUCUCCUUGCUCUGCAUCAGCAGGAGGGGGAGGGGCACAUUUCAAGAGGUACAAAGUCUUAAAAGCAUUAAAAAAAAAAAAAAUUAUAAAAAUUUAAAAAAAUAGAAAUAAACAAGAAAACGGGAAAAGGCUACCUUUUCAGGACUUUCAGUCCUGCAGCACACAAGCAAAAAUCACUAUUGCCUGUUUCUGUAACUGCCUUGAUCCAAGCUCAGAACGACCCAAUAGCCGAGGACCUCCCAGCAUCCUGUACUAACUGGAGAACCCUGACAGUGAAGGGGGUUUCCCAUGCUGCACCAGCAUUGAGAGGCUCUCCUCUCUACAGCUCUGUUCUAGAUAACAGUAUAUAUGUAUACACUACAAAUAUACACAUACACACACAUAUGUAUGUAUGUAUAUAUAUAUAUAUAUAUAUAUAUAUACACAUACAUAUAAAAGUAAAUAUAUAUAUGUAUAUAUAUAUAUUUACUGUGAGUAUGGUGUGUGUGGUAUCACCUCUUCAGACUUCUUGGAUCGUAACCUCUGAAACUUUUCGUUGUAGUUGAAAAGGUCUUGGUUUGAUACAACUGAAAAUGAGCAAUAUGUAUUUUCCCCGCAAAUAAGUGAUACGAAGGAAAGAAUUCGGGUCGGGUGUAAACUGAUACUUGAUUGACUGAAAGCUACGUCUUUCUUACACGGAGUUGGUUAUGCACGUUCUGGUUUUGAUGACAUAUUGCAGUACUUUGAAGUGCUUGUACUGUUUAUAUGUGUAUUUGUUUAAUUAGCCUGUCUAAAAGCCCAACCCAACCAGAUGAUCUAAAGAUUUAAAAAAAAAAAAAUCACAGACAUAUCAAAACAAAACAAAAUAUUGAACACAAAUACUUGAAUCAUGGAUCACCAAUAACAUAAUGUGAAGUCAGUAAUUCUUUUUUUGUUUUCUCCAUCUGACAGGUACACUUAGGGGCUUUUAGAGAAUAUUAAACAUGUAUUGCAUUCAGUUACAAAUACAAAAUCUUUGAGAAAAAUGCAAAAGUCAUCUUAGAUAUGUGCUUGAAAGUCAGAUGUUUGUAUGAAUGUGUGCGCAAGAAACUGUGUGUAGCGGGCACAUGGCCUGCUGUUAUGUUCCACUCAGUAUGUUAUGCUUUGUGUCUGUUUUUUGUUUUCUCCUUUUUCUUGUUGUUCAGUCAAAAACUAUUCUGAUAGACAUUGUUAUUAUCUUCUAACGUUGCACUGAGUGUCUUCUACCCCUCACUCAGCUAAUCGUAGAUGAACGAGUAUAAGUACGGAGGGGAGAUGGUGACAAUUCAUGUGUACAUGUUUACUCAAGGACUUAAUGGAUUUUUUUUCAUUCUAUCUGUAAAAAGUUUAUCUACCUUAUAGUGGCUUUUAUUGUGGAAUGAUCCAGUACAAGGAUUAUCAUUGAGUAUUGCACCAUUUUGUUUCAAUUAUACAAAAAAAUGAGAAAAAAAAUCAUAAAAGAAAAAAGAAAAAAAAACAAAAAAACAAAAAAAAGGUUUAAAAAAAACAAAGAACUGUGGCCAUAGCUAGCUGUAGAAGGACUAGUAAUCCCUAUGUACACUUCAUGGAGAAAUGAAAAGGGAUAAAGUGUGGGAGGUGAGUUUGUUACAAGACUCAUUUCAGAGGUGCCUAUCUUUUCUGUUUUUGUUUUUGUUUUUUCCUGUGCAAAAGCCACCUGUCGUUUACAAGCAUUUCAUUUGUCUGAAGUUCAAGGAAAUAGGAUAGAAAUUUAUAACAGGAAUGUUGUUUAAAAAAGAAAAAAAAAAGGACAAAUUUCAUCUUCCAUCAAAUAUGGACGUGAAAAUCUUGCAAAAUGAAGAUUUAUGCUACUUAACGAACUCUGGGAUUGAUCAGUGUUGUGUCAUAUUUCAGUUUUGAAUUUCUCUUUCUCUGUCGACACACUAUCUGUAUGUAAUGAGUUGUGAUUUUAUGUUUUCUGGAAGCGACGCAGUUUGCUCACUAUCUUGCACACUCGAAAAGAAAAAAAAAAAGUCGUGGAUUUUGUCUCAGGAAGGCCAGGGUUCCAGAUACCGACUCCAUCAUAUCUAGGUUUAAGGUUUGCGUGGAAUUUAAAAAAAAAAAAAAGAAAAAAAAAGGCAACUGAAAACAAUUAAACUCCAAGCAAGCACUGAAGGUUAUGUGUUUAACAGAGUAUAGAGACUACCAUUGUUUCUUUGAAACAACAACAAAAAAAUUUGUAGCAAGUUAUAUAUUUACCAAAUAAGACUGAGAAUCAACUUUGAAAAAAGUGGAGUGCUUUACAUGUGAAAUCUAAGUAGAAAUUGCUUUACAUUUAAACAACGAUCAAUGGUUUGAAUAUCAAAAAGACAGUGACAGAAGAUGCAUUUGUUUGUUUUGAGUUUGUUCUUUAUUUCUCCAUACUGUAGUUCAGGAGCGUCGUGCAAGAAGUUUUUGUUUGUUUGUUUGUUUGUUUGUUUUUAAUCAUCUCUCCUGCCUGUUAACAUGUGUGUUCCUGUGACAGGUAUUCAGUAGUUGAGAGAUUUCAUGUAUCGGAUGGGUUUUCAGAGGCAGGUUGAAGUGGAGGACUAAAGCUGGUUUUUAAAGGAUCAUGAUCUAUGCACAUAGUGGGAGGGAAGAGUCCAGGCCCAGCUGCUGUACUGCGGGUGUUUGUCGACUCACUUGGGGGAGGGGGGGUCAGGGUUUGAUGUAGGGUUCUUCUUGUUUUGUCUGUUGCUCAAAUUUCCUCCACUCUACUUUCUCUCUCUCUCUCUCCCCCCCUCCUCCUCAACAUCAUCAUCUUCAUUUAAUGUUUUUGCAAAACUUUGCGUCGCCAUGCUGUGUAAUCCUUAACCAAUGAGCGCUUAUCCUUCUGCUAAAGCACUGUGGGUUGUACUGAAAAAAAAGCCCAUGACUUUUAAGGCUGUCUGUUUUUUAAGGGGAGGAGGGCGGGUGGGGGAAUGGGGGUACUUUGCCUUUGCCUUUCUCUUUACUUUGGAAAAAAGAAAAAAAAAAACAUGGAAAAUGAAAAAUGUCUGUAACUGAAAUACAAAGUUGUGGCUUUUAAUGUUGUUCUUUUUUCUCCUCAUAGAAUGUGAUUGUUAAGGACAUGCACCGGAAAAAAAAUGUUUCCAUGGAUUAUGGAGCUUCUUUCCGACUAUAUUAAUAAAAUACAAAUUUUCUUGGCUGUUAA
Scatophagus argus is the source of this 13627-nucleotide messenger RNA. RefSeq names its product trinucleotide repeat containing adaptor 6C2 (gene tnrc6c2). The transcript is spliced from 22 exons. Bases 874 to 6531 code for a protein of 1885 amino acids. The record is from RefSeq and is a predicted model, not a curated record. Gene Ontology annotation, cellular component: nucleoplasm; P-body. Gene Ontology annotation, molecular function: protein binding; RNA binding. Lineage: Eukaryota; Metazoa; Chordata; Actinopteri; Scatophagidae. Gene Ontology annotation, biological process: positive regulation of nuclear-transcribed mRNA poly(A) tail shortening; miRNA-mediated post-transcriptional gene silencing.